AACUGGGCUAGGCCAGAUCUCCGCCCAAACUCCCACCCCAGGCCCAGCGGCCUCCCCACUGGCUCCUUUAACCCUUUAUUGCGCUUGUGUGGGGUGAGUGUGGGGGUGUACUGAUCCAGGCCCCACAAGCCCGAUGGGAGGGGGCUCUGUGGCUAUGCAAAAUGGGGAUGGGGUAGGCCGGCUGCCCUCCGUGGGUUCUGGGGAAGUUCCUUGAUGGGGAGGUUUGUGCAGCCAUUCCCAAGCUGGAAUCAGCACUGGGCUGUGGGUGGAGGACAGGUGCUGAGAAGGAGGGGGUCACUCACAGGCUGGGUCCACGCAUCACCUGCCAGGCCCAUCCUGAGACCCCUCUGCUCUGCAGGACCAACCUGUGUCUGGCGCUGGCUUUGAUGCCAGGGAGGGGCACGGAUUGGAGGCCCAUUCCCAGUCCUAGCCAGCUUUCUUCUUGGGUGGGCUGAAGUCAGAGCAGGUGGAGGCGGAGGCAGGAGGAAGGAAGGGCAGCUUGGUGCGGUUUCUUCCUCUCCCUGGACCCAAGGAAAAAGUUUUGUUCCCAGGACAAAGUUUCAGAUGUUGCCUGUGACCCUCUGUCCCUGGCAUAGCCCACUGGUUGCCCCUGCCAGUAGGCCUGCUUCCUGUUGCAUGGCCUGCCAGCUUCAGUAUGGCAUUGUCCUGGAUGCUGGCUCUUCACACACGUCCAUGUUUGUCUACAAGUGGCCAGCAGACAAGGAGAAUGAUACAGGCAUAGUGGGCCAGCACAGCUCCUGUGAUGUCCAAGGUGGGGGCAUCUCCAGCUAUGCAGAUAACCCUUCUGGGGCUGGCCAGAGUCUGGUUGAAUGUCUGGAACAAGCACUUCGGGAUGUGCCCAAAGAGAGACACGCUGGCACCCCCUUAUACCUGGGAGCUACAGCAGGCAUGCGCCUGCUCAACCUGACCAGUCCAGAGGCCUCGGCCAGUGUGCUUGAGGCAGUGACGCGGACGCUGACCCAGUACCCCUUUGACUUCCGUGGUGCACGCAUCCUCUCUGGCCAGGACGAGGGGGUGUUUGGCUGGGUGACUGCCAACUACCUGCUGGAGAACUUCAUUAAGUACGGCUGGGUGGGCCGGUGGUUCCGGCCGAGGAAGGGGACGCUGGGGGCCAUGGACCUGGGGGGUGCCUCCACACAGAUCACCUUCGAGACGGCCAUCCCAGCUGAGGAUCCAGCCAAUGAGGUCAAGCUACGGCUCUACGGCCAGCACUACCGGGUCUAUACACAUAGCUUCCUCUGCUAUGGCCGAGACCAGGUCCUCCAGAGACUGCUGGCCAGUGCCCUCCAGACCCACGGCUUCCACCCCUGCUGGCCAAGGGGCUAUUCCACUCAAGUCCUGCUCCAGGACCUGUACCAGUCACCAUGCACCGAGGCUCAGUGGCCCCAGACUUUCAACAGCAGUGCCAGAGUCAGUGUGUCGGGGACCAGUGACCCUGUUCUCUGUCGUGACCUUGUCUCUGGGCUCUUUGACCUUUCCUCCUGCACCUUCUCUCGAUGUUCCUUCAAUGGGGUCUUCCAGCCCCCUGUGGCUGGGAACUUCAUUGCCUUCUCUGCUUUCUACUACACUGUGGACUUCCUGAGGACCGCAAUGGGACUGCCUGUGGCAACUCUGCAGCAGCUGGAAGCAGCUGCCAUGGCCAUCUGCAACCAGACCUGGGCUGAGCUGCAGACUCGGGCGCCAAGGCAGCAAGCCCGCCUGGCCGACUACUGCGCUGGGGCCAUGUUCGUGCAGCAGCUGCUGAGCCGCGGCUACGGCUUCGACGAGCGCUCCUUCCGCGGCGUGGCCUUCCAGAAGAAGGCCGCGGACACGGCGGUCGGCUGGGCGCUCGGCUACAUGCUGAACCUGACCAACAUGAUCCCCGCCGACCCGCCGGGGCUGCGCAAGGGCACCGACUUCAGGUCCUGGGUCGCCCUCCUCCUGCUCUUCGCCGCCAUGCUCCUGGUCGCGCUCGGCCUGCUGCUGCGCCAGGUGCGCUCCUCCAAGUCGCCUAGCGCCAUCUAGGGCGCGCGGGGCGCCUCCCUAGAGCCCUCAGCGCAGCAUCCCCCACCCUUCACUCCAACCUGGGCGUCUCUGACCCUGAGGCCGCCCGGAACUGAAGCUCUGGGGCGCAAAACCAAGGGGCCCCUCAGCUCCUCCGGCCUCUGCAUCUCCUCCAGCCCCCUCAGCCCCUCCGGAUGCACUUCCUCAGUGCUUCUCGCUCCUCCUCUUCCUGGGGUGGCGGGUCCCCCAGCCUGGGACUCAGGGCGAGGUCUCCAGAAGCGAAUCUUCCAUUCCGGCCUUCAGGUCCCUCGGAGCACCCCGUUCAUAGAGCCUGGGUCUGUACUAGGGGAGGGUCAGAGGCCACAGGCUGGGAGCCAGUCCAGCUCCUACUGGUAAAAGUUUUGUAAUAAAAGAUUUUUUUCCUAGA
Marmota flaviventris (yellow-bellied marmot) is the source of this 2431-nucleotide messenger RNA. RefSeq names its product ectonucleoside triphosphate diphosphohydrolase 2 (gene Entpd2). Gene Ontology annotation, cellular component: plasma membrane. Gene Ontology annotation, molecular function: UDP phosphatase activity; ribonucleoside triphosphate phosphatase activity; GDP phosphatase activity. NCBI's taxonomy places the organism in Eukaryota, Metazoa, Chordata, Mammalia, Rodentia, Sciuridae. The record is from RefSeq and is a predicted model, not a curated record. Gene Ontology annotation, biological process: nucleoside diphosphate catabolic process.